GGUCAGUAGGUAAUGUUAUAGGCUCGUGCACUGCGCAGAGGCUGCAGCAGCAACUGCGCGUGAACCAGAAGAGGAAACCUGCAGCAAAACACAAGUGGACAACUUCUUCUGAGAUAUGGCUGUGCCGGUGCCGUUUCUGGUCUUAUGUGCCUGUGUUUUGGGGCUUUACCGUGGUGUGGAAGCAACACCAGACGCCCUGAGCUCUCUGGAUGCUUCUUUCUGUCAAGGUGGACUAGAGGUCGUCUAUCCAGAGCUGGAUGUUGAUGAGUGCCUCGUAAUUUCAAAGGACCUUCGAGAAAAGAUGAGCACAGUUUGGAAUGCACCAAAUGUAUACUUCCCUGGAGCACGAACAAAUCAGAUGUAUGUUCUGCUGAUGGUUGAUCCGGAUGCUCCAAGCCGCGCCCAACCAAAGGCUGCUUACUGGAGGCACUGGCUGGUCGUAGACGUGCAGGGCGAUGCACUCAAGAAAGGGCAGAUACGUGGGACGGCCCUCACUAACUAUCAACGGCCAACCCCGCCACAGACAUCUGGUUUUCACCGCUACCAGUUCAUGCUGUUUGAGCAGCACCCAGACGCACCGGUGUCCCUCACCAAGCAGGAGAAGUCAUCUUCCGAUAUCCUUUGUGACGCUGCAGGAACCAAAAUGUGGCUCCCUGAUGGAGGAAACAGCCACAGCGAAGGCCUGUAAAGCAGCUUUCAACGAGAGCUAAAUGGGAUCUAUGGGCCUUCAUCACAAGGUUUGAUCUGGGAGAGCCUGUUGCCACGGUGCAGUUCCUCACCCAAAACUUCAAAGCCUGAAGGAUGCUCAGAUGCCUG
Messenger RNA from Perca fluviatilis (European perch), 816 nucleotides. RefSeq names its product phosphatidylethanolamine-binding protein 4. The coding region runs from base 116 to 688 and encodes 190 amino acids. Lineage: Eukaryota; Metazoa; Chordata; Actinopteri; Perciformes; Percidae. The record is from RefSeq and is a predicted model, not a curated record. The transcript has 8 exons.